AAUCUCAGUCUUUCUGCUUCCUUUGCGAGUGGUUAGGUGGUGCCGGUUAGGCUCCACUAAUUUAUUGACUACAAUCAUUUUCAAUCUGCAAUCAUGGGUUUUGUGAAGGUUGUGAAGAGCAAGGCGUACUUCAAGCGGUUUCAGGUUAAAUUCCGCAGGCGUAGAGAGGGCAAGACUGACUACCAUGCUCGCAAGAGGCUGGUCAUCCAACCCAAGAACAAAUAUAAUGCCCCAAAAUACAGGAUCAUCGCUCGUAUCAGCAACCGCGAUGUGACUGCCCAGAUUGCUUAUGCCCGCAUUGAGGGCGACAUCGUGAUCAUGUCUGCCUACAGUCAUGAGCUGCCCAAGUAUGGAGUCAAGGUCGGCCUCACCAACUAUGCGGCUUGCUACUGCACUGGACUUCUCCUCGCCAGGCGGAUCCUGACAAAAUUCCACUUGGCGGAUAAGUACCCCGGGCAGACGGAGGUUGAUGGUGAGAUGUACUGCGUGGAGGAUAUCGAGAAAGGCCCUGGUGCCUUCAGAGCUCAUCUCGACGUGGGUUUGGCCCGCACCACCACCGGCGCUAAGGUCUUCGCUGUCAUGAAGGGCGCUGUUGAUGGAGGCAUUGAUGUUCCCCACAGCGAGAAGCGUUUCCCGGGAUUCGACGCCGAGACGAAGGAGUUCAACGCGAGUGUGUUGCGUGAUCACAUCAUGGGCACCCACGUGGCCAACUACAUGCGCCGGCUCAUGGAUGAGGAUGAGGACGCUUACAAGCGCCAGUUCUCCCGCUACACCAAACUCGGCAUCACAGCUGAUGAUAUGGAGGAAAUUUACAAGAAGGCUCACCAGAAAAUCAGAGAAGAUCCUGUCAGGGUUAAGAAGGAAAAGAAGACGUACGCGAAGCCCAAGCGCUUCAAUCCCAAGAGGCUGAGCCGCAAGCAGCGCCAGAAGAAGGUCACGACCGCCAAGAAGCAAUGGCUUGCCAGAAUCGAGAAGAACAAGGCGGCUGGCAAGACCCUGAAGAUCUAAUCUUCAUAAACUGGCCCAGAGAAA
Molecule: messenger RNA, 1032 nt
Organism: Hyalella azteca
Lineage: Eukaryota; Metazoa; Arthropoda; Malacostraca; Amphipoda; Hyalellidae
Gene: RpL5
Product: 60S ribosomal protein L5
Exons: 7
Coding region: 94-1008 (304 amino acids)
Biological process (GO): translation; ribosomal large subunit assembly
Cellular component (GO): cytosolic large ribosomal subunit; ribosome
Molecular function (GO): structural constituent of ribosome; 5S rRNA binding
Source: RefSeq, a predicted model, not a curated record